Messenger RNA from Nanorana parkeri, 1053 nucleotides. Its product is annotated as ficolin-2-like. The record is from RefSeq and is a predicted model, not a curated record. The coding region runs from base 20 to 1003 and encodes 327 amino acids. Lineage: Eukaryota; Metazoa; Chordata; Amphibia; Anura; Dicroglossidae. The transcript has 8 exons.
GUGACAAGGAGGAGUUACAAUGGAGUUCCCACGUAUUGCUCCAUUUGUUCUCAGGGCAGAUCAGAGUCUGGGAAGGAAGAAGGAAUCACUCCGGGUAAUCAUGAGGGUUCCAUCGCUCAUAUCACUCUGGGCUGUGGCCUCUGUCUGUAGAGCUGAGGAUACCUGUCCAGAUGUGAAGGUCAUAGGAGUUGGCGACUCAGAUAAACUGGCCAUUCUCAGAGGAUGUCCUGGUCUUCCUGGAUCUCUCGGGCAAAAAGGAGAAGCUGGAGCUGCUGGAAUGAAAGGAGAAAUGGGAAGUCAGGGAACUGCAGGAAAAUAUGGUCCUCCAGGUGAAAAAGGUGCCAUGGGCUCUAUGGGAGAGAAAGGUGUAAAAAACUGCAAGGAACUCCUGCAGCAGGGUGCAAUAUUAAGUGACUGGUACACCAUAUACCCAGAUGGCCAGAAGCCAAUGAAAGUGUUGUGUGAUAUGGAUACUGAUGGAGGAGGCUGGAUUGUCUUCCAGAGACGUUAUGACGGGUCUGUUGAUUUUUACCGUGAAUGGAAGGCCUACAAGGAUGGUUUCGGGAGCCGCCUGACUGAGUUCUGGCUGGGCAAUGACAAUAUUCAUAUGCUGACAUCAUCAGGCACCUGGGAAAUACGUAUUGAUCUACAUGCCUUUGACAACACUAAGCAUUUUGCCAAGUAUGCAUCCUUCCAAGUUCUGGGAGAGGCUGAGGAGUAUAAAUUGUUACUUGGAGCUUUCACUGAAGGCACUGGAGGUGAUUCUAUGAGUUUUCAUGGCAAUAUGCCAUUCUCUACUAAGGACAAGGACUUCACUACAGACCAAUGUGUCAAAGUGUAUAAAGGAGGAUGGUGGUACAAUAAAUGCCACUUUUCAAACCUGAAUGGGCUCUACCUGAUGGGACAACAUGACACCUAUGGUGUUGGAAUCAACUGGCGUACUGGAAAGGGAUACCAUUAUUCCUACAAGAUGUCUGAAAUGAAGAUUAGACCAGUCUCAUGACACAUAUAAGCCUAGUAAAGAUUUAUAAGCAGAUAUAUUUCACCUGCCAU